CAAAAGAAUGAAGUGCCUGCAGAACCUAUAUCACAAACCUCAAGCUCAUUAGUGAAUCAACCAGAUCCACCUACUGGGGGAAAUCAACUACAAGGGCAGGCAACUCCAAAUCUAAACCAACAGGGUCAACAGCAGGGAGAAGAACUAAACAUGCUUACUUCAGCUGGACAACAGAUUGAAAGUCAGCAAGCAGCUACUACAUGGCAGAAAAACGUUAAUAAGACAGAAAUCUCAACAUCUUCCUGUUUGGUCAUUGCCGGUAUCCUGUUGACAGUGUUCUCGAUGGUGCCUGGUUGUGCCUCAGCCCCCGCAAACAACUGUACUGGCCCAGACUACAUUAUACAAGAGAAUGGCUAUUGUUGUGGUGUAGUUAGCUGUGAAGAAAAUUUCACAGUUUUAAUGUGUAAGGUUCACUAUGGCAAUGACACAUGUGCUCCUUGUCCGGAAGGAAGUUUUCUGUUGGAUAACACAACUUCCGACACUGCCACAAGCUGUGUGAAGCCUGAUUGUCUGAAAAACGGAACAAGGCCAUCCCUGGUGAAGUCUACGACUAUUGAUCCCAAUGCCUGUCCCCAGUGGUGUCAAUGUGACAUCAGCUUUAAUUACUGUGGAACCGACCCAUGUAACUGUCGGAGUGGAACUUGCCCAUACCGCACCGUUCUGCAGCAGGAUUGUGGAUGUAAACUGAUCACACCCAGUCCUCCAAAACCUACGCUUCCAAAGGUGAUACCAGUGACGCAGAGCAAUUUUACAACUUCUAAGCCUAGAAUCAAUGUCACUACCGAAAGUAGUGCAUCGACUGUAGAUAAUACUCCGACCCCUGUAAGUGUCACACCAUUUCUACCUCGCACCACCAAGGCCUCUGACAGCCAGCCGAAGCAAAGCGAUGAUAAAGCAGUAGCAGCAGCAUUAGUAGCAGUAGCUGUAGUCAUCCUUAUUGUCAUAUGGUGCAAAUGGAAAAAAAGAGGAAACAAUAGAUCAGGAAACAGAGAUAGAGUUGAUGCAGGUGAAGAGAGUGGAGAUGCUGCUGGGGAACCACUAAUGCUAGGUAGUGGAGGUGGAACUGAUGAACACAGUACUAUGGCACAGCCACAAAAUGACAUAGGAUCUAACCGAAACAACACAGCAGAGGAUCCAGAUGAGGAUGGUUCGGGAUCUAACCGAAAUAACACAGCAGAGGAUCCAGAUGAGGAUGGUUCGGGAUCUAACCGAAACAGCACAGCAGAGGAUCCAGAUGAGGAUGGUUCGGGAUCUAACCUUAACAACACAGCAGAGGAUCCAGAUGAGGAUGGUUCGGGAUCUAACCGUAACAGCACAUCAGAUGAUCUAGAUGAGGAUGGUACUCCUGCAGGUGAAGAAGACCUGCCGACUGUGAUUGUUAGCCAAACCACUUACUUAGUCGUUACUGGUCAGGCCGUCACCCUAAGCUGCCAGGUUUCCGGAACACCAGUGGUCACAUUCGUUGCAUGGAAACGGAGUAAAAAUGGAGUGAUCUCCACCUUGACCAUCGAUGGGUCACACUACAGCGGUGGUACGACAGGAAGUCCAUCCCUGAUCAUCAGUAGUGUCGACUGUGGCGAUAUAGCUUCGUAUGUCUGUACUGUGUCAAACGCUGUGGGAACAUCAACUAGCGACACGAUCUUCUUAUCCCUAACUGGCAGUAUACCGACUGUUGUGAUUGGUCAAACAAAAUACUCCUUAACGACUGGUCAGUCAGCCACGCUUGGCUGCACAGUGACCGCUGUUCCUGCGGCAACCUCAAUCACCUGGGGGAAAACUGACGCCAACGGAAACACAAAUACCAUCAAUGUCAACGGAGUCAAGUACACCGGCGGGACAACAGGGACCCCCUCUUUGACGAUCGUCUCUGCGGUAACCACGGACUCGGGGAACUAUCGUUGCAGCGCCACAAAUAGUAUCGGGACGGGACAGAGUGAACAGACGUACCUAUACAUUACUGGAGGUAAUGGAAGUGGAACUGAUGAAAACAUUACUGCGGAACAGCCACAAAAUGACAUAGGAUCUAACCGUAACAGCACAGCAGAGGAUCCAGAUGAGGGUGAUUCGCCUGCUGGUGAAAAAAGUAAUGGAAGUGGAACUGAUGAAAACAUUACUGCGGAACAGCCACAAAAUGACAUAGAAUCUAACCGUAACAGCACAGCAGAGGAUCCAGAUGAGGGUGAUUCGCCUGCUGGUGAAAAAAGUAUAUGCAAAUUAUCCUAGGCUUUUUAAACAUCUGUGUUGUUUGGACAUCAAACUAGUACUUUUUUUCCAAGAAUUAAAGACUUUGUCAGCGUUAACAAUGGAUGAAUCAGAAUGUAAAAAACGCUAAGUGAGAAGUAGACGACAUUGUGUUUAUUGUGAAUGGACAAACACAAAACAAUUACAGCCUUAUAUGAACAAAACAACGAGUGUAUGUUAUCAUCUUGACAUCUCAUAUUGACAAUGAGAAAUUCAUGUAAUAUUAGGGUUAUUUGUUGGAAUAAUAGUGACAUGUUCAUAUUGAUUGUGUGAGUUGUUUGCUGGCUCAUAUAGCUUUGUGACCCAUCUUUUGGUUCAUUCCUGUGUGACUCCUCUUUUGGUUCAUUCCUGUGAGACACAUUUGCUGGUGCAUACUUCUGUGACUUAUAAGCUAAGUAUGCAGCUGAACCGGAUUUUGUUUUAUGUCAAUAGGCCAUUCCAAUCAUAUCUAAGGUUAUGUUGUACCAAUGGAUACCUUUUUAGUUUACCUUCCCAAAGGGCAAGUGAGCUUAUACCAUGGCGCGGCGUCCGUCGUCUGUCCGUCCGGCGUCAAUAUUUUACUUUA
Messenger RNA from Mizuhopecten yessoensis (Yesso scallop), 2806 nucleotides. RefSeq names its product hyphally regulated cell wall protein 1-like. Lineage: Eukaryota; Metazoa; Mollusca; Bivalvia; Pectinida; Pectinidae. The annotation marks the transcript as partial. The record is from RefSeq and is a predicted model, not a curated record. The transcript has 13 exons.